UUCUGUUGAGUAUAUAUAUUUUUAUAAAAGUUUUGCUUCUUUGUAACCAGCUAAACUGGAUACUUUUCACAACAAUUAGUAUAUAUAUAUACACAUAUGUUCCACAUGUGUAUAUAUAUAUAUAUAGGAGUAGGGCUUUGGUGGAAAUAUAGGACAACACACCUGUAAUGAUAACGACAAAACUAUGAUUUUGCAAAACUCCAGGACUUAAAAUAAUAUCAAAGUUGCGAAUAAGGAAGGCAGCAAAAUGAGUCGCAGAUGUCCCAAAGACUAUUCGGCACUACCACCGCCACAAGAUCCCAAUUUUUUGCAAGUACCACAACGAAGAAUAUGUCCACCAAGAGGACGGAGAAGUCCUUCCUUAUCUCAAAUAUGCCCACAAGAAAUUGGUUCACCACCAUCUGCAAAAAUGGUGAUGCCAGAUAGUCCUUUAGUAGAUAGAAAUAUUGGUGUAGCUGCACAUAGAGCUCAUUUACGUGCAGUACGCGAUCAAUUUCCGACACAAAUACCAUGUCCACCACCUCGGCCCCCAAAUUAUACAGGAGCACCACCAUCGAGACAACAAAUAUGUGAGACACCACGGACAACACGCCCAAGUUCAUCGCUACCACAUAUGCAGAGACCACCUGCAAGAGGUGCAAGACCAUGUCCAUCAAAAACAGCACUGCCACCAAGACCUAAUAAAGCGGCAAUGUUGCGUGCAGCUGCACAAAAACCAUCAUAUGCUCCUCCUCCAACAAAGCGAACGGGUUUUGAUGCUUAUCAACAACGUGGGAUUUGUCCUCAGCCUCUUAAAAAACGUCUAAGAGACGCAAGAGCUCCUAAAGUUCCAUCAGUUGCUAAACUAAUUCCACCAUCAUAUGGAGUCAAUCCUCCCAGACGUACACUUCCUCCAUCUCAAGUGAAUGCCAUUCGUGCAUGCGUCCCAAUAGUUGGAAAAACUAGACAGACAAGAGUAUCGAAAGGUCGCGUACCUAUGCCUCCUUAUAAUACUCCAGAUCUUUCUGGUUUUAGGUCACCAGACAGAAGUUCCACAAUACCAUCAUUUGAUAGAUUUACUAUUCCAGAUGAUCCGAAUGACAUCAUUGAAUAUUCAGAUCCAGCACUAAUGGAGCCCACAACUCCACAAGGAGCUGUAUGUCCAUCUCGGCCUACACCACAGAGGAGACGAGAUCCUAGAUUACCUUCUGCUAUAAGUACGCCUAUCACAUAUAGUCCUAUACAACAGAGGUUGAAUAGAACUCCAAUACCAGGAGUGUCACCAGAACGUGCUGCAAAACCGAUGCCCUUUUUUGAUUCACGUUUAGAAACAACAUUUCGAUCAGGUGGCCCAUGUGCACCAGUUCAACCUUCACCAGUACAAGCUUCACCACAACCAUGUGCGCCUUCACCACAACCAUGUGCGCCUUCACCACAACCAUGUGCGCCACAAGCGGCAGCAGCAAAUAAAGCAAAUGCUCAACGACUGCGUGCUGAAAGGAAUGCACGUUUAGGUCGAAUAAAAGGUCCUCAAUUUCCGGUUUAUAAAAAACCAAUGAAAUUUUUACCUCCUGAACAACGUGGAUUCGGAGCAGCUGGUAAACGUGGUAUUUGUCCGGCACCCAUAAAACGACCUGCACCUACUAAACCUCUUCCGAAGAUACCAACCGCUAAUAAAGCAGCCGCACUUAGAUUGGCUGCAAAAGAAAAGCAACAGGCUCAAGAAAGAGCCUGUGCUGAAGCUGCAGCAAAAAAGGCAAGAAUGGCGGAAGCAAGAAGGCGUCAACUAAGAAGAACUGCAUCAAAACAACAGGCAGCACCAUGUGGACCAGCGCCUAGAGUAAGUCAGUCACAAAGAAAUAUUGCACAGGCUCCUACUCUUAACAGGGCAGCAGCUCUCAGACUGGCCGCUAAAGAAAAACAAGCUCAAGCGAAAGCUCAAGCUGAAGCUUGCGCAGCAGCGCGAAGAGGUCCAAGGCCAGGCGCUCGCGCACCAAGACAACAAAUACCAAUUGCUGGUAAAGCGGCUCCCAGAGUAACCCAAUCGCGCAGAGCAAUUCCACAAGCACCUACCAUUAACAGAGCAGCAGCUCUGAGAUUAGCUGCAAAAGAAAAGCAACAGGCUCAAGAAAAAGCUCGAUGCGAAGCACAAGCUAAAGCUGCUGCUGCACGAAGGCGUCCGGCGCCAAGAGCCCGACAAACGGCACCAAGAAGUGCAGCAGCACCUGCGGCAGGACCAUGCAGACCAACUCCACAAGUUAAACUUACUAAAGCAGCGGCGCUUAGGUUAGCUAAGAAAUCUUCAUCCCAAAUCAAACCACCCACUGUUCCAUGUAAGCCUCCUGCAAGGAGAGUUCCUUCUGCUCCGAAAAUACCUGCUGCGAAUAAAGCAGCAGCUCUUCGAAUGGCUAUGAAAGGUCAGGGACCAUGUCCGCCUAAGCGACCUACAGGUUUUCAGGCUCAGCCAACACGUCAGAUAUGUCCACCACGUAUUACAAAACAACUUAGAGAUACAAAAGCUCCUAAAGCACCUGUAGUUAAAACUACAAAAGCUAGUAGAGCAAGAGCUGAAAAGUUACCACCAGGUGCCAAGCAAAUUGGACGUAGGCCUGAUUCAGGAUGGUGGUGCUCGCGUACAGAAGACACUGGUCAACCGAAAAAACCUGUAAAACCUCUUACUAUACAUACAGUUAAAAGAGAGUUCCCAAUAUUAAGAGAAAAAAAGCCGCAACCCCCUCCAAUGAAACGUGGAUUUGGUGCUUAUUCAAAACGUCGAAUAUGUCCUGAACCUAUGAAGAAAGCAUCUGUUCCACCACCUUCUCAAAGAGUUCAAGCAAGACCCAAUCGAGCAGCACAACUGAGAAUAGCUGCAAAACCUCCAUGCCCAGUGCCUGAAGCAACAACUAGAAGAAUGCCACCAAAACCACCCGCGAGGAGACCCCCUUCACGACCGCCAUGUCCACCAGCACCGCCACCUAAAACACCACCUUUCGAUUGGGAUGCACCUAUUGAGCCCGUGUUUCCAUAUGAAGAGUCACUUCAUGAAGAUCCUGAUAUAUUUUAUAAAGGAUAUGAAGGUGGUGAAUAUACGGCGGCAGAAUUUGGUGUAGCUGAAGAUGAAAUUUUUAUGCCUACAUCUUACAUACAAACAAAAAAUUUUCAAGAACAUAGGGAUAAUCCAAAUGCUUGGGAUGCGCAGGUACAACAAGCGUAUUUAUACUAUGAUCCAACCGUUCCUGAAUGUCCUCUACCUCCAGUUAGUAAACAAAAAUUGAAUUUGAUUCCACAUCUAAAGCCAAAGAAAGCACAAAAGCCGAAAACACCUCCUAAGAGCAAAUUAACUAAGAGGCUUGAAUAUAAAGCCCCAUCAUUACCAAUUACCCGUAAAACAUCGAGGGGCGGUAGACCAUGUCCCCCACCUGCGGGGGCUGCAGCAUCUAAACGAUCUAAAAUGCUCUCGUACAAACCACCAUCAUUACCAAAAGGAAAAAGCGGCGCCGGAAGAAAAGGUGCAGCACCUUGUGUACCAUCAGCACAAACUGUAGGAAGUCCAUGUCCUCCACCACCGGCACCAUUUGAAUAUGAGUCUGAUGGAGCGCUAGGUAGUCCAUGCCCACCAGAACCAUUCGAAUAUGAUUCUCCAACCGGUCCAUGUGGACCACCAGUAAGCCAACUUGGAAAGAAGGUUACAUUUGCACCAUCACCAGCAGGUAAGCGUCGUCCAUCAGCACCAUGUCCACCGUCUAGAAGAGCACCACCUACAAGAAGACCUUCUGCACCAUGUCCACCACCAGCAAAAAGACCUGCAGCACCGUGUCCACCAUCUUCAAGAAGACCUUCUGCAUCAUCUUUUCGUCCACCAUGUCCACCACCAGGAGAAUCUGCAGCAAGCAAACGAAAAAAAAUGCUUCAAUUUAAGCCACCGCCUUUACGAAAACCUUGUCCACGUCCACCACCAACAGCAGCUCCAAGUAAGCGAGAUAAAAUGCUAGCAUUUAAGCCGCCGACAUUGGCGAGACCUCCAAGAGCCAUUGCUGCCCCUCCUUGUCCACCUCGUCCACCUGGCCCACCUGGCCCACCUUGUCCUCCUCCAGGUAGAAAAAUGCCACCCACUGGACCCACAAGACGAACUGCUAAACCAGGCUUGUUUCCACCAUGUCCACCACCAGGAGAAUCUGCAGCAAGCAAACGAAAAAAAAUGCUUCAAUUUAAGCCACCGCCUUUACGAAAACCUUGUCCACGUCCACCACCAACAGCAGCUCCAAGUAAACGUGAUAAAAUGCUAGCAUUUAAGCCGCCGACAUUGGCGAGACCUCCAAGAGCCAUUGCUGCCCCUCCUUGUCCACCUCGUCCACCUGGCCCACCUGGCCCACCUUGUCCUCCUCCAGGUAGAAAAAUGCCACCCACUGGACCCACAAGACGAACUGCUAAACCAGGCUUGUUUCCACCAUGUCCACCACCAGGAGAAUCUGCAGCAAGUAAACGAAAAAAAAUGCUUCAAUUUAAGCCACCGCCUCUACCAAAACCUUGUCCACGUCCACCACCAACAGCAGCUCCAAGUAAACGUGAUAAAAUGCUAGCAUUUAAGCCGCCAAGAAUGGCAAGGCCUCAAAGAGCCAUUGCAGGACCUCCUUGUCCACCUCCUCAACCAACUGGUCCACCUUGUCCACCUGCUCCACCUGGUCCACCUUUUGGUUUUCAAAUGCAGGAUAUCUGUGAAGAUGAACUUGGAGAUGUAACACCUCCAAGUGAUUUUGAUUUUACACCACCCCCAUGUGAAGAAUAUGCGGGUCCUGAAAUUUGUCCGUCGGAAGCGCCUCCCUGUGAACAAUAUGUAAGCCCUGGACCUCAACCAUUGGCAAGUCCUCCAAGAGCCAUUGCUGGACCUCCUUGUCCACCUCAACCAACUGCUCCACCCCGACCAACUGGUGCACCUUGCCCACCUUCACGACGAACUGGUCCACCGCGACCAACUGCUCCACCUCGACCAACAGGUGCACCUUGCCCACCUUCUCGACGAACUGCUCCACCUUGCCCACCUCGACCAACUCGUCCUCCUCGAGCGAUUGGUGCACCUUGCCCACCUCGACCAACUGGUCCACCUCGACCUUGUCCACCAGCACCCGUGAAAAGGCAACCCUCCAGAGCUAGAAAAACUGCAGGUCCAUUCUCAGCUCGACCCUGCCCACCACCAGCGGAAACUGCAGCAAGUAAAAGAACUAAAAUGCUUUCAUUUAAACCGCCUCCACUACCAAAACCUUGCCCACGUCCCCCACCAACAGCAGCUGUAAGUAAAAGAGAUAAAAUGCUAGCAUUUAAGCCGCCGAGAAUGGCGAGGCCUCCAAGAGCCAUUGCUCCUCCUCCUUGUCCACCGCGACCAUCUCGCCCACCUUGUCCACCUCCAGCUACCAAAAGACGACCUAGUAGUACCCGCCCACCGUGUCCACCAAAAAGGCAAGCUAAACAACCUGGGUUUGGAAGUUCGGCUUCUCGUCCAUUUACCGCACCGCCACCACAAUCGUUAAAACCAGGUGGAAGACCAAGAACACAGCAAGCACCACGCAGGAAAGCUUCAAAAGCGGUGUGUCCACCUACAGGCCCUGCGGCUCAGCCAAUUUGUGAUGCACCAAAUCGUUUUCAAAUGCAGGAUAUCUGCGAAGAUGAACUUGGAGAUGUAACGCCUCCAAGUGAUUUUGAUUUUACACCACCCCCAUGUGAAGAAUAUGCGGGUCCUGAAAUUUGUCCACCGGAAGCGCCUCCCUGUGACGACCCAUGUGAGGCGGAAGAGGAAGAUAUGUAUGGUGAUGCACUUGAAGAUAUUACACCACCAUGCGACUUCGAUGCAACACCGCCUGCUGAAACAACGAUGGACCGAGCAGAGCGAAUUCUGGCAAUGGCUCGACCACGUAAGGUUUGUCCACCUGCACAACCUAAAAUUCUAAAUCUUCCCCCAAUUCCUCCGGCACCAUGUGAAGGGGAGCAUGAUACUCCUGAUUUAUUUAGGAAAAGACGUCGCUUACCAAGGCAAACUUAUUCUCCGUCUCAAUUUGGUUUAACAAGAGAUGAACAGUGGCGCCAUCCAAAAAUGUUUCGGGGUUAUACAUAUGAAACUAACCGUGAGCAAUAUGAAGCCCUUGAUCAAGGUCCUUCCAGAAUAAGCUGUGAAGGACGAACACCAGGACACAUGCCCGUUACUCCACGAACACCUCAGUCACCGGUUGACCUUUAUCCAGUUGAUCCUAAUAUUUCGCAACUUGAAAACAUAAGCAUGAGCUUCGAGGACUUACCUGCAGAACCCGAGCCAUGUCCAACUCCAAAGACCCCAAAGAGACACCCACGUGAUUACUUAACUCAUCUUAGCUCACCUUAUCAACCACAGUCACCUUCCGAUAUCGAAUGUGAAAGUGAACCUGAAUUUGAAGAUUCCUAUGAGUCACCGCAACAGUAUGUACCGGAAAUGCAAGAAGCUAUCCAACAACCCGCAGAAGUAUGUCCUAGAAGUCCUAGGAUUUCACCUCAACAACAACCAUUAAUAAUGGAUCAGGUUUCAGAGGCUUCUAUUCCAUGUGGAACUCCAGAAACAUGGCAAGCACCUUCCCGAAUACCAAUGGGUUUCCCAGAGCAUUUAGAUCAGAAUAUUGAAACAGCUCCAUGUCCAGAUGUUUAUGAACCACAUGUGGAUUAUGACGGCCCUGAUUUAAUGCAACAUGCAUCACCGCAAGCAUAUCAGCAGCCCAUGCUAGAUGACGAAGUGUUAGAAUAUGAUUCGGAAUUGGAAUGUGCCACUCCACCAGCAAAAGUACCACAGGAUUAUAUUGCCCAUCUUGGUUCUCCCUAUGCAGCUCCAGAAGUUGAGUACGAUCUUGAUGCAGAAAGUGAGCCAGAAUUUGUAGAUACCAUAUGUGAAGAGGAAAUGGAUGAAGAACCCGAAGAAUUAGAGGAGGAAGAAGAGGAAGAAGAAUGCCUACAACCAGAGGAUCAGUUAGAAUACGAUGAACUGCCACCAGGACUACCAAUGCCAAUAAUAGAUAGAGAUGAUUAUGGUCCAAUCAUAUCUGGACCACCUUGUCCUGUAACUCCAAUUCGUUUACAAUCACCACAUAUGACACCACCACCUUGUGAUACUCGACCGCGUAAAGCACCAUGGCAUCAUACAAACAUACCAGCAGAAGGUAUGCUAGAACAAGCUCAAUCACCCAAUAUAUGUGACGAAUCGUUUGUUGAAUAUGAGUCCGAAAUAGAAGUAGAGCGACCAGACUCUCCUUGCGAAGCUGAAGAUAUUCAAGAAGAAGUUUGUCCUCCACAACGAACGCCUCCUUGUCCUAAAAGAAGGCCACAAGACUAUCUUACUUCACCUUACGUUCCACAUGAAACAUCGUUUAAUCUUCAAUCGGAGAGCCAACCAGAAUUUGAAAGUUAUACCAGUGUGCCAGACACAUCUGACGAAUCAUUUUAUGACGAACCAUGUUCUCCUGAGCAAAUAGAUUAUCCUGAAAUUGCCCCGACAAUGCCAACCGUUUUUGAAAGAGAUACGGAGGGCCAAAUUAUAUGCGCUCCUCCACAGGCACCUCCAUACGAACCAAUUCAAUUAACGUCACCUGGCCGUCCACCAGAUGUGUUACCACGUAUUCCAUCACCAUUACAACUUCCAACCAGACCUAUGCCUUGUGCUGAAGAAGAGCCUGAUUUAAUGGAACAUAUGUCACCGACAACACACGCUGAACAAAUGAUUGAAGAUGAGGAAUUCGAGUAUGAUUCUGCGUUAGAUUGUGCCACACCGCCACCAAGAGUACCUCAGGACUAUAUUGCUCAUCUCGGUUCACCUUAUGCACCCCCAGACGCUGCGUAUGAUCUUGAAGCAGAAAGCGAACCAGAAUUUGAAGAUUCCGUUUGUGAAGAAGAAAUGGAAGAAGAAGAAGACAUAGAACCAAUUUGUUUACCUCCACCACCGGAGACAGCUCCAGCUCCAAUUAUACCAAGAGAUGGUUUAGGGCAAAUUGCCUACGACUAUGGUCCUUGUACACCACCUACUCCAAUUCGAAUGUUUUCACCACAUAUGACACCACAACAACAAGCUCCACCUCGUAGGGCGCCAUGGCAUCAUGCUAAUUUAGAAGCAGAAUGUGCGCAAGAACAAUCACCACAAAUAGGUGAUGAAUCAUGUGUUGAAUAUGAAUCUGCAUUGGAUAUAGAGCAUCCAGACACUCCUGACUUAGUUGAUGAAGAAGUUUGCCCAGCCUUUACUCCAGAAAGACCACCUGCAAAAACAAGACCUGAAGAUUAUUUAAGUUCUCCUUACGUUCAACCUGAAACUUCCUAUAGAGUUGAAGAUGAGAGUGAACCAGAAUAUGAUAGUUGUCCAGAGGAAGCUUCGUAUGUUCCUUCUCCAACUCCAAUAAAAAGAGUUAGAACCAAGCCUUGUCCUCCAGUGAUUAUUCCCAGAGAUGAACAAGGCCAACCUAUAUAUGGUGGAAGAAGGAAACCUCGACGAAUUCCAUUCACCAUGCCAAGAGAAAGUCCACCCCCCUGUUUUGUAGUUCAUCAUUCACCGCCACGUGCUCCAACACCUGAACUUAUGCAACACGUUACACCGCCUCCAUAUCAAGAACCACAAAUAGAGGAAGAAUCACCAAUAAGAUUUGACGAUACUCGUGAUUGCUUCCAAGACAUUAGCUCACCUUUAGUACCAACACAUUUCUAUGAUUCAGUUGCGGAACAACAUGUUUAUCAUGAUUAUCAACCAAUUCAAUUACAUUCUCCUCAAAUGUCUCCCCCACCACAACCAAGUCCCCCACCAUUCUAUGAAAUGUUUAAUACGCCAGCAGAAUCCCCAUGUGAAGGAGCUCAACAAGGAAAGGCUUCAACACCAAUACAGACAUCAUAUCCUUCACAGUUUCUUGAAGAGGAGCAGAUGUCUUUCGCAGAAUCGCCAAUCUACCAAUCACCUCAAAUGCAGGAAGAUAUUUGUCAAGAACAGUAUGCAGAAUCACCGCAACCAGACGAAUGUAUAGAAGAUGAAACAAUGCCAUCAUUUAGUGACGAAUCACCAUUCAGAGUAUCAAUGUAUUUGCAGUACAGCCCGAACUAUGCAGAUGAAACGCCAAGGCAGCGUUGUCCUCUAAAAGAUAGACCGAAAGCAUUCCGUCAAUUGCAAUUCCCUCAGACACCACCCAAUGUAUGUCCUCCCGAACCAUCUGCACGCACACCAGCUGCAGCUGCAAGUCCUUAUAGCUCACCAUGCCCAGAAGUAGAACAACCUCCUUAUAGUCCAAUACCAUUCAUAGAACCAGGUCCAUGGGAUGAUUUUCCGAACUACAUGUCCUUUGAAGAACAAAUGCAAAGGCGUGAUGCAGCAGAUGCACGGGAAGCGAAUCUUGCAAACUAUGAUGAAUCUUUUGAGGCAGACCUUCAAUGCCCAUUUCUUAACGAUUAGUUGUGAAAUUUAAUCUAAGUAUCCUAUUUAAAAUGUUGGUGAAAUAAAGAAGCAAAACACAA
Molecule: messenger RNA, 9474 nt
Organism: Teleopsis dalmanni
Lineage: Eukaryota; Metazoa; Arthropoda; Insecta; Diptera; Diopsidae
Product: titin-like
Exons: 5
Coding region: 248-9412 (3054 amino acids)
Source: RefSeq, a predicted model, not a curated record